AUGUCGGCUUCCCCCUCGAAAGACCUGGAGGGUGAAGUUGGAGUGCAGUCGCCUGACGAACAGGAGCACAUGGAUCAGCCGGAAGCUUCUCAACAACAGCCUGCGUUUGAUUUUGAGGUCAAAGAACAGGACAGAUGGCUGCCAAUUGCAAACGGUGAGUCUAGUCCCUCACCUAUCUACCUUUGCCUACACCUCCCGCUUUGCAUUUAUGCUGGCGGGAGGGGGAAAAAAAACCCCUUCCACACACACAGAAUCAUUCCCACGCAAUUUGGCUCAUUCAAGCACACCCACACUUCACAUACCCCCCCUCCUUCCCCGCCCCCGCAAUCCGUACCUUAACUAGGCACCCCUCAUUUCCGAUUCCACCUCUCCAUUUGCUGCUUUAUUCCCUACCCAUGGCACAAUUGGACUCGUGUCGGGAUGCAGGCAUGGAAGAGGAUCGCUUGCCCAGUUGCAUUUGCGCCCCUACCCAAAAUCACACGAACCCGUCCAGAUGCGCGAGCCCGGUACCAAUCUCUGCACUCGCCGAUGCUGAUAUUCGAAAUUUUGCUCUAGUCGCUCGAAUUAUGAAAACCGCGUUACCGGAAAACGCCAAAAUCGCAAAGGAGGCAAAAGAAUGUAUGCAAGAAUGCGUCAGCGAGUUCAUUUCGUUCAUCACCAGCGAAGGUGAGACUUUUUCCAGUUGCUAGGAAAUUUAUUCAUUUAUUUAUUAUUCCUUGUUUCCCCCACUUCAUCCUAUAUAAAGUGGUUCUAUUGGAACACUUCGCGAAAUGGUCUUCCCUGCACGUACAUCUUAAGAUCGAAGACGUUUUUGAACUGACGAAUCGGUUGAUUUCCGCGCCACGUGUGUUGCAGCAUCGGAAAAGUGCCAACAGGAGAAAAGGAAGACGGUAAACGGGGAAGAUAUACUCUUCGCCAUGACAUCACUCGGAUUCGAAAACUAUGCAGAGGCUUUGAAGAUUUAUCUAGCCAAAUAUCGCGAAGUAAGUUGACCCGGCUCCCAGAUGCCCCAUUUGUUUUUUGUUUGAUCCUUUCCUUUAUUUUUUCUUUGUCAUCUCUCCCCCUCCAAUUAUUACUAUUUUUUGGCGAAAACAAAAGGUUGAACAUGGCAAUUGAUUGGCAUGGGAAGUCGCAAUCUCAGAGGAACCAAUCAGAGGGGGCGCGGGGUGGGGGCGGCGGGUACGGAGGUGGCGGGAAUGCACCACCACCACCAGGCUACCGGAGACCCGAGGGCCCAAAUGCGGCGACCCCCCCAAUAGAAGGGGAAGAACACCAGGCUGGGUAUAACGACGUUUAUGGUCACGUCGCCGGGAACGGGGAUGGGCCAUACUAG
Molecule: messenger RNA, 1333 nt
Organism: Tuber aestivum (summer truffle)
Lineage: Eukaryota; Fungi; Ascomycota; Pezizomycetes; Pezizales; Tuberaceae
Source: the annotation of a GenBank genome assembly